This is a messenger RNA of Alternaria infectoria, 2355 nucleotides long. RefSeq lists its product as uncharacterized. Lineage: Eukaryota; Fungi; Ascomycota; Dothideomycetes; Pleosporales; Pleosporaceae. The transcript has 2 exons. The record is from RefSeq and is a predicted model, not a curated record. Bases 1 to 2355 code for a protein of 784 amino acids.
AUGUUGGACCAGCUAUUACUUACGACCAAGACCCAGCUGAACUACAACGGGCCCAUUCUUGCUUCGUUCAUAUCGCUCCUCGGGCAAGAACUUAUUGUAGAAGACGAAGAAUCCCAACGAAUAUGCUGGUCCACUUUCAAAAAGGUACCGAAGCAAUGCGGGAAGUUUGAAGAAACUCCCACAAGGGCUGAGAAGAUUCGCUGGCGCUACAUGUUUGAAACAGCGCGAUUGGCGUUCAGCAAGAUGCGAUUCGAUAACGAAGACUUCCAAAAACUCGAGAAGCUGGUGGGAGAUGCCAGCAGGCUGAGGGACGACACGCCUGAGGAAAUCUUGGGCGUAAAUGCCAUCAGCGCGGGUCGGCACCACCAAGUACAAAGAGCCGCUAUUGAUCAAACCGUCAAAUUGCUCCAGAAAAAGUACACCGACGAUGAGGUUUACGACUUUCUGAAGAACGAACUGUAUGGCCGGCGCCGGCGACAAGGACACAACUCACUCACUGAUAAGCAGCGAGACCUUGUGGCCCGAUUUUAUAAAGUUCUCGAUGAUCUUGCGAUUCUGAACGAAAGUGAUGAUAGCGAUGACACAGCCGAAGACAAAGAGCAUUUCGCAGAAGGAUUAGUCCCAGCGACUGCAGAGAGGGACAAUCUGGUCAGGAAGAUAAAAGACGAACUUGCGCAGCCUAUCGAUGAAUCUGACACGGUUGCAUCCCCCAAGUCGUCGCGAAGGCUUGUUCAGAGUACGCCUUCAAGCGACGAGAAGCUGCCCACACAAGACACGACUGCAGCUCCGCGUACGACCGACGAAGGAACAACAAGAAGUCAGAUUAGUUUUAAGGCGAUACAAGAAUUUCGCGAGCGCGUGGACAUCGACUUUGAAGAUGCCCAGAAUUGGCUGGAACAGUUCAAUUACAACGUGAUCGACGCCGUGAACAUGUACUACGAAGAGGAGGAUGACGCAAAUCGACCCGCAUCGCCCGAUCCACAGCUGGAGGCUGGCUCGAAGAUGAGUCUUGAGUCUGGCAUUCCUCCUCCUGGUGACUCGACGAGCAAUAACAGGCGAACUUUCAAGCCUAUCAAUGAUCCUGUCUUUACGCCCAUGGGAAUCUUGGAGCGAAUGACAGACAAGCGUGCGGAUCACAAAAGGCUGGAGAGCAUGAUACAAGCAGAGCAAAGCCAGGAAAAGCAAAGGGGGACGGGAGAGAACAGCGGCAGUCUGAAGACCACGCCAACACUUCCGGAAGUAACCACAUCGAAGACACGCUUAGGUCGCUCCCACGCUGGUCGAGUCGUCUACUUAGACCCCCAUGGCAAUGUUAUUGCACCAGUAGCAGAAGAACAGCCAGUACCAGAGAGUCAAUGGCAAGCGUACCGAGCUAUGAGAAGCAGACUACAAGUACAGUACUACGGUACUGAACACUGGUUCAACAACCCCGACCCCAUUCGCGGCGUUCCUGAAAGAGAGAGACCUGACUACGUACGACCAGGCGAUCUGGAAUGCCACGAUGCCACGACCUCGACUGAAGCUGCCGACGAUGCUCAGAAGGCGUUCGCAUCGAUCCAGGCUGCAAAUGCCGAUUUAGUCGCCAAAGUGACCGAAGAAGAGCGCGAAGCCCAGCAAGAAAGAGACUUAGCUUACGCAAGAUCACUGGAUGCUCAACUCAAUGGUGAAGUAGGAGGAACAGUUGCCGAUGCAGCAGACGCGGGGUAUGCGGAAGGAGAAUGGGACGGUAUCAAAGCUGCGAUUGAACUCUCCAAGCAGGAAGCAAGACCUCCUGUGCCGAAAUUUCCUGUACCGGAGUCAAUUGACAACUACCCAUCUACCCGCGGCAAUGACAGUCCAACAAACAGUAACCACGACUCUGCUUUCGGCGGUGGUGAACACGACCCCCCACCACCCAGGCCGCAGAAGAAGCGAAAAUCCAUGGAAUUGGACCAAGAAGGGAACAAGAAGGGGAAGAUGAACCCACCAUCUUUUGUCAGCAUGCGAGAUCUCGAGAAAGGGGAAAGUGACGUCGACGAGGCUACUCAGGAAAGGAAGCAUGAUCUCUUCGUCUCGAAAGAAGAAGAUGCCUGGGAUGGAAACGAUAGCGAUGCGGAAUUCGAAGACGUCGACAUCGACUUUGGCGACGACGAGGAUGCAGGUACAGAUGCCGAUGCAGAUCACGAACAUUCUUCGGAGGAGGCCAUGAAGGUUGAUGAGGAAGAGGGCGAUACAGAUCACGAAGAUUCUUCAGAGGAGACCAUGAAGGUUGAUGAGGAAGAUGGCGAUACAGAUUACGAAUACUCUUCGGACGAGACCAUGAAGGUUGGUGAUGAAGAUGGUGAUAUAAGUGGGGGUUUAUAUCGAUGGGGGUGA